AAACUUUCGAAUGUUUUUUCAAGGAACAUUAUUAGUUUCAAAUUUUCUGAUAAUGAGAUGACGAAUUAAAUUCAAAAAUAUAUAUGUCGACGUCUCUGCAGUGUUCUUCUCUCUCCAAUUUUGUUUAAUUAAUGGCAUAAACACCGAAUCUAGUAGAUAUAUACACACACAAGGCACGUAUAUGUAUCGAUUCACACACGCAAAACAACACAGAUAUCAACAGAGAAAGAAAGUUCUGAUCUUGUUCCAUCUUCUCUCUCUUUCUCUCCGUUUGGAGUUGCACACACAUGUAUAUGUAUGAAGGCACAUAGUUUACCUGUGUAUAGUUGAGAAUUGAUUAUCAAGAUUCAAUUCUUUCGAAAAAUUGGUGUUUAUCUUGAGUGGAAUUGGGGGUUUAUGUUGGGAUGCAGUGAGAAUUUAGGUGGGAUUGAGGUAUUUGGGGGUUAAUUGAGAGGGAUUGGUGAUGGGGAAUAAAUUGGGGAGGAGGAGGCAGGUGGUGGAUGAGAAGUACACUAGGCCUCAGGGGUUGUACCAGCACAGAGAUGUGGAUCAUAAGAAGCUUCGGAAGCUGAUUCUUGACUCCAAGCUGGCGCCUUGCUACCCUGGUGAUGAUGAUUCUGCCUGUGACCUUGAGGAGUGCCCCAUUUGCUUCUUGUACUAUCCAAGUCUUAAUCGGUCAAGAUGCUGCACGAAAGGCAUUUGUACAGAGUGUUUUUUGCAGAUGAAGACCCCCAAUUCGACGCGGCCUACACAGUGUCCAUUCUGCAAAACCUCAAAUUAUGCUGUGGAAUACCGAGGUGUUAAGACGAAGGAGGAGAAAAGCAUAGAACAACUUGAAGAACAACGAGUCAUUGAGGCCAAAAUAAGGAUGAGGCAUCAAGAGCUUCAGGAUGAAGAAAAGUUUAUGAAACUAAGAGAAGUAAGCUCUUCUAGCAGUAUGAGAGCACCAACUGAGGUUGAAUAUCACUCGACCCAAGCGCCCACUUCUGUUUCUGCUAUAGAAUCUGAGGAAAUUACUGCUUCACAUGAGUCCAGUGAAACUUCAGCAAUAAGACCACCACAACGCCAAAGGCAGACUAGGGAGGAUGAAUUUGACCUAGAUCUUGAGGAUAUCAUGGUUAUGGAAGCAAUUUGGCUGUCUAUUCAGGAAAAUGGCAGGCAUCAAGAUCUAUCUUACAGUGAUGCAGUUCAGUCAGGAGAAUACAUUGUAGACAAUCGCAGCUCAUUAGCAGAAAUAGUUCCUGCUGCAGCUGGAUCAUCGUCGUCUCCCUCUGGUGGUCUUGCUUGCGCUAUCGCAGCCCUUGCUGAACGUCAGCAGGUCAGCGGAGGGACCCCUACCAGCUAUGGCGGUGACAUGUCUGGAUAUAACGUGUCUGGGAGCAGCAGGUAUUCCAACGGUGAGGGGCAGGAAUCUGAAAAUUACUUCCCCGCAGAGAGUGGCACUAUGGUAUCACCCGACAGCCAGCUGGCAAUGACCGGGGAUGCUGGAGAAUGGGCUGAUCACCGAUCUCAAAUGGCUGAAUUAGGAACUAGUUACGGAGGCUCUGAUGAAUUUGGCGAUGUUGGCAGUCCCUCUGCCCCCCAGGAAGACGAGAACCACAACAGCGUCCAACCUGUCGCAGGAUCAAUAAUCCCCGAGAGUUUCGAGGAGCAAAUGAUGCUAGCCAUGGCUGUUUCACUGGCUGAGGCUCGAGCAAGGACUAGUACUCCGGGAGUAGCUUGGCACUAGCUCGUGAGGUUAUCGUUCAUUGGGUGCGUUUUCCUCAUACCUAGAGAAAUAUCGUGGGAGCAUCUCCGUGUUUGGCUGCACAGCCGAGGACUCAAUAGGGAGAGUUUACUACGUUGAAUCCGAGCUUGAGGCCGUUGUUUUCGAUUAUCUGGCUGGAAACAGUGCCAUCUCUUGGGAGAUGGAUGGGAUUGUACAUAUAGAUUUACACACACAAGUAUAUCAGUGGUCUCUGAAUUUGUGGUUUGCUAUGGAGAUGGUGCUCAGAUUAAAUAUGUAUGGGGAAUUAAGGGAUAGUAGGUUUUCUUGUUAAAACAGGCAGAUUCUUUUAGUAUGUGAUUUUAUUUCUUUUC
This is a messenger RNA of Salvia hispanica, 2079 nucleotides long. RefSeq names its product RING/U-box superfamily protein. The record is from RefSeq and is a predicted model, not a curated record. Lineage: Eukaryota; Viridiplantae; Streptophyta; Magnoliopsida; Lamiales; Lamiaceae. Gene Ontology annotation, cellular component: cytoplasm.